Molecule: messenger RNA, 1272 nt
Organism: Rhizophagus irregularis DAOM 181602=DAOM 197198
Lineage: Eukaryota; Fungi; Glomeromycota; Glomeromycetes; Glomerales; Glomeraceae
Product: casein kinase 2 regulatory subunit
Biological process (GO): regulation of transcription by RNA polymerase III
Cellular component (GO): cytoplasm; UTP-C complex; protein kinase CK2 complex
Molecular function (GO): protein kinase regulator activity
Source: RefSeq, a predicted model, not a curated record
UUGCACCAAACGUUGGUGUUAUAAAUUAUAAACCUUUCUUUCAAACAAAAUAAACCUUUUAGCUAAACGAACAGAAGCUCAGUUCAGUUCCAAACUGUCCUCACCCUAGUUCUCCAGGGAAAAAGGUGAUUUUAAGUGUACUAAGGAACGAACAAGUCUCAACUAAGAAACAGUUAAUAUCGAAAACAAAUAAUCAUCAAGGACGAUCUGGAAAUUGAAGAAAUUAAAGAUAACAAACAAGAAAGUUACUUGAACGGUGACGAGAAAAUGGAUGAUCUUACGAGCGGUUCGGAUAGCGAUUAUGCAAAAUACUGGAUCGAUUGGUUUUUGACCACCAAGGGGAAUGAAUAUUUUUGCGAAGUAGAUGAAGAAUAUAUCCUUGAUCGCUUUAAUUUGACUGGGUUGAACUCUGAAGUUCAACAUUAUGUUCAAGCACUUGAUCUGAUAACGGAUUCCUUGGAAGAAGAAUUGGAUGAUGAGAUGCGUGAAGCAGUUGAAAAAUCUGCUCGUCACUUAUACGGUUUGAUUCACGCGAGAUUUAUUAUCACAAGCAGAGGCUUGGCAAAAAUGCUUGAGAAAUACAAGAAAGCAGACUUUGGUCGUUGCCCACGUGUUCUUUGUCAUAAUCAACCUCUUUUACCAGUUGGACUUUCAGAUCAACCUUAUACAAAGUCCGUUAAAUUGUACUGUCCUCGUUGUGAAGAUAUUUAUAAUCCUAAAUCCACUAGACAUGCAAGUAUUGACGGCGCUUACUAUGGAUCCACCUUUCCUCACAUGCUCUUUCAAGUUUAUCCACACUUGUUACCACCCAAAAGUAAUGAGCGAUACAUUCCUAGGAUUUUCGGAUUCAAAAUUCAUGAUAUCGCUAAACAGCAUCGUUGGCAAGAUCAACAAAGGGAGGAACAGCAAAGAAGGAUUACCGUAGUUGGAGAAGGAAAUGUUAAUAGUUAAAUUCUCGGAGUUUUUUAUUAUAUUGUAUAUUUUACAAUAUGAAACAUUAGGAUUACAAUUUUAUCUUUAUAAUGCGAUAAAAGAUGGGAUGGGUGGGUUUUUUUUAAAGUAUUUUUUUUGUAUUUAUGUUGGUUAUAGAAUGCAUUGCGGCAAUACGGACAAAAGUUGUAUUUGUUGUUUUAUAAAUUACCAAUGCUUUUUAAUAUUACUGAAACUUCUGUCUAGUAUUGAAUUUAUACCUUUUUUUUUUCUUCUUUAUGUUAACGAGCAAUAGAUUUGAAUUUUAAUAUAUCGUACUUUUAUACUUUGUAAAAAAAAAGU